Medicago truncatula (barrel medic) is the source of this 2326-nucleotide messenger RNA. Its product is annotated as xyloglucan galactosyltransferase MUR3. The coding region runs from base 162 to 1781 and encodes 539 amino acids. The transcript has a single exon. Gene Ontology annotation, molecular function: glycosyltransferase activity. NCBI's taxonomy places the organism in Eukaryota, Viridiplantae, Streptophyta, Magnoliopsida, Fabales, Fabaceae. The record is from RefSeq and is a predicted model, not a curated record.
UAAGCAGCAGCAUGUGUAACACCACCGACAUGCGACAGUUGCGACCAGCACAGUUUGCUAACAUGCGCGUCAUCAAUCACUACUAACUACACUGCUCCAUUUCCUUCUUCACCUACCAAAUCACAAUUUCUGUUCAAUUGCUCCGGCGACUGUAAUGUGAAAUGAGACGUCGCCCUGUGGCGGCCAUUUUCUCCGAUCAAAUGGAGAAAUCAACUACCAAAUCCCACAAUUCCCGUAUCUUCUUCCUCGCUUCUCUCUCCGCUUUUUUCUGGCUUUUACUCCUCUACUUCCAUUUCAUCAUCCUCCCCCACCAACAAUCCUCCACCACCGUCAACAUCCAACAACCACCACCACGGAAGCAUUUCGGCUUCCCUGAUAUCAAAAAAACUGAUCCAUGUGGAGGUAGAUACAUCUACGUCCACAAUCUUCCAUCAAGGUUCAACCAAGACAUGUUAAGAGAAUGCAAAACCCUAAGUCUUUGGACGAACAUGUGUAAGUUUACUACCAAUGCAGGUCUUGGUCCGCCACUCGAAAACAUCGACGGAGUUUUCUCUGAUACUGGUUGGUAUGCUACUAAUCAAUUUGCUGUUGAUGUUAUUUUCGCGAACCGGAUGAAACAAUAUGAAUGUUUGACAAAUGAUUCUUCAAUUGCUGCUGCUGUUUUUGUACCGUUUUAUGCUGGAUUUGACAUUGCACGUUAUCUUUGGGGGUAUAAUAUUUCAAUGAGAGAUGCUGCUUCUGUUGAGCUUGUUGAUUGGUUGAUGAAGAGACCGGAAUGGGGUGUUAUGAAUGGGAGAGAUCAUUUUCUUGUUGCUGGUAGGAUUACUUGGGAUUUUAGGAGAUUGAGUGAGGAUGAAAAAGAUUGGGGUAAUAAGCUUUUGUUUUUACCUGCUGCUAAGAAUAUGUCUAUGCUUGUUGUUGAAUCUAGUCCUUGGAAUGCUAAUGAUUUUGGGAUUCCUUAUCCGACGUAUUUCCAUCCCGCGAAAGAUAAGGAUGUUUUUGUUUGGCAGGAGAGGAUGAGAAGGUUGGAGAGGAAAUGGCUUUUCUCUUUUGCGGGUGCACCUCGUCCUGGUAAUGCAAAAUCGAUUAGGGGUCAGAUAAUUGAGCAAUGUAGGAGUUCUAAAGUUGGUAAGCUUUUGGAGUGUGAUUUUGGGGAAAGUAAAUGUCAUUCUCCUAGUAGCAUAAUGCAGAUGUUUCAGGGGUCCGUUUUUUGUCUUCAACCUCAGGGUGAUUCUUAUACAAGAAGAUCUGCUUUUGAUUCGAUGUUGGCUGGUUGUAUACUCGUGUUUUUCCAUCCGGGUUCGGCGUAUACACAAUAUACUUGGCAUCUUCCUAAGGAUUAUACAAAGUAUUCUGUGUUCAUUCCGGAGGAUGAUAUUCGAAAGAGGAAUGUUAGUAUAGAGGAGAGGCUUAGUCAGAUACCUGAGGAACGAGUGAGGAUCAUGAGAGAGGAGGUGAUUAGUCUCAUUCCUAGAUUAGUUUACGCUGAUCCUCGCUCUAAGUUAGAGACUUUGAAAGAUGCUUUUGAUGUUUCUGUACAAGCUGUGAUUGAUAAGGUUACCAAUUUGAGAAAGGAUAUUAUUGAAGGGCGCACGGACGAAAACUUCAUCGAGGAGAAUAGUUGGAAAUAUGCAUUGUUGGAUGAGGGACAGCAUGAGGUAGGACCUCAUGAAUGGGAUCCUUUCUUUUCUAAACCCAAGGAUGGAAAUGGAGAAUCCAGUGAUUCCUCUGCUGAAGUUGCGAAAAAUUCUUGGAAAAAUGAGCAAAGAACUCAAUCGUGAUUCGUCAUGCGGAGGUAAAAGAUUGCACUCUGCUGGCUGCAGGUUUCUGAUACGUUGUUUAGAGCAAGAUUCUGAUGAUUUCCCUGAAUUAGGGAACAAGAAUUGCAGCUACAGAAUAAUUGAUGGGGACAAGCUAUAACAACUUACUGCAGAAAUUGAAAACCCCCAGCUUGGAGAGAUAUUCACUGCUUGCCACAACAGUUUUGUUAUAUACAUUCUUCCUUGUUUCUGCAUUUUGUAUUUCCAUAGUGGUUUCAACAUGUAUUUUCCAAGGUCAAAUUAUUUCCCUCCAUACAAUAUAUUUGUUCACUUGAUUUUUAUAGGAAAUGUAAACAAAUUUAUGGUUAAAUGGUCAGUUGAAGUGCAAUGGUCUAUAGUAUAUCAUUUCGCAGCUGCAUCAGACUGCAUAUGUAUGCUUUGAUACUUGAUGAUAUUAGUAACUUCUUGCUCAUAUGGCUAUGCUGAUUCAUGGAAUAUCAUACAUUUUUGUAUUUGCUCAUAUGGCUAUGCUGAAUAUUUGGCAAUGUUUAGUAUUUUGUUUGUCA